GUUCUGAAAACUGUGGAAAUGAUGCUAUUUGGCCGAUAAUUCUCCAUAUUAAUAUGAAUUUGAUCACAACGUCUUGACAAUUCGAAACUAAACAGAAAAAAAAACAAAGCUAAUAUUUUGGUGUUAUUAAAAUAUUGUGCUUCAAAAUGUUUUCUAAAUCGCAGACAAGCAAAGAUACUUUCUUGGAACAGACAAAGGCAGCCCGAGAGGAACGGGCGUUAGAAAAAAAACGGGAACAAUCGGCAGUGAAAAUACAAGCGCUUGUUAGAGGCUGGCUCGCUCGACAUAGAUUCAUUAAACGUAUAUUAAAUGAUUUCGAUCAACUACUCCCUGAUGCUGCAUCUCACAGUAAUCAAGAAGAGUCAACACAACAAUUUGAACUAUUCCCAGCACUAGAUGUGUACAGAGUGACAUGUCGCUUUUUCCUCAUAUUUAAACAGCAACGAGACAGGAAACGGUUUGAGAAACUCUGCAAAUAUAUUGUACAGAGUUUACACUCAGAGUCAGUGAAAUUGUCUUAUGUUGGAGUGUUUUUAAACAAAGAGUACAGUAUUAGUUGGAUUUCACAUAUAAAAGAUCUCCUAUAUAAAUGCUGCCAAUACCUCGAAGAGCUGAAACCAGAGUCCCCAGUUGACAUGCAAAGCAUCCUCAUUCAUCUUCACACAUUGGUAGCAUUCACUGCUACCAACACAUGGGCCUUGACUAGACUCAAAAACUUGGAGAAAUUGAGGGGAGGCAUGACCCAGCUGUGUGCCAAUGUCAUGGGCUCACUAUUCCAUAAAGGAUAUUACUUAACUUUGAAGUCCUUGUUGCUUCGGGGGCUCUGUCGCGAGAAGGUGUGUCUCAAAAACAUAGCGUUGACCGCCAUAGUGACUUUGUCGCUGCGGCCACUAGUUUCUGCACAGUUUUCAGAAAAACUUCUCACAAUGUACAUAAUACAGAUACUGUCGGUUCCCACAUUAGUGUUCCAUAUGCAUCAGAUAUCGCAUGAGUCUGUAACUGCGUUCCGCUCAUACUCGAUGUUCGACAAGUGCCUCGAGUUCCUGAGUACGGACCAGAACAUGCGUAUUGUGUUCAAUACUUUGGAAGGCAAUUACGCUCUCUGUCUCCUCGGCAAUCUAAUACAACUGGCGCACUCCGAGAGGGAGCAUGCCAUGCCAGAGUCCUACUAUCCUACGUUUGUGUUGGUAGUAACGCGUUUCCUGGACUCGUGUCAGCAGUAUGUAGUGUGCAAAAAGGGCAACCUCAGUAACUGGCAUCCCGUCCUCGGGUGGUUCUCGCAAGGCUUCGACGUAUACCUACCACCCACUAUGGGUAACCUUCGGACUCAGUUGUCGCUGUUGUGGGGCGCGUCUCUACUUAAGAAAUUGCUGGCGAUGCCGCUGAAGGAGAUGGUGAACGCGGGCGUGACGGGCGAGGAGGGGGCAGGACCUUCUCAGCCCUCCACGCCUGUGCAAAGUAACAAUCCUGCCGCUAUUAUAAGAAGAGCUAUAGAGGCUAGAACGAAUAGAGCAAAUUCCCAUAAGAAUUAUAGAAAAUUCGGUUCUCCGGAUUGUACCAAAGCUGCGUUGAUUUGUUCUAUGUACCAGACUGCGCUGCAGACUAUGAAACAAGUCAAACUAGAUAUACUCACAGGUCUGUGCAACCAAGACGAAAUACUUUAUUCUCUAUGGCAGUUCCUCUGCACAUUGGGACCAAACUGUGGACUGAAGGCAUUCCUUGAUCUCUUAGCUGUAAACACCAAAACAUCAGCACCCGAGUUCCAAAUGUUGAUACUGUUUGCUGAUUGUAUGACCCAUUAUGUUACUAUACUUGAUGACAUGGAAAUGUAUGAGCAACAAGAUCCUUUCAAAUUGCAAGACUUUAUUAACAUGUCACAAUUUUUAAAUAUGUUUGUCUACAAAUCAAUAAUGGGACAGUUAUUCGACCUGAAGAGCAUCCAGAGCAACGAGGUGUUCAACUCGGUGCACACGCUGCUGCUGGUGCUGUACCGACGCGACUGCCGCCGUCAGUACUCGCCGCCGAACCACUGGCUCGUGCGCGACAUACGCGACGGACAGUUCAUGGCAGACCUCGAGAAGGGCAAGAAGCCACAGCAGGUUCUGGUGCAAAAGACUCCUCACAUGAUAGCUCAUGGGGAAAGAGUGAGGCUAUUCAGAAGAGCAGUUGCCGAUGAAAAGGUAGUGCUGGGGCUGACGGAGCGCGCAUGCGGCGGCGGCGGCGCGGGUGGCGCGGGCGGCGCUCGCUCGACGCUGGUGACGGUGCGGCGCGCGCGGCUGGUGGAGGACGGCUACCGGCAGCUGGCCGCGCUGCCGCCGCGCGCGCUCAAGGGCGUCGUGCGCGUGCGCUUCAUCAACGAGCAGGGGCUCGACGAGGCCGGCAUCGACCAGGACGGCGUCUUCAAGGAAUUCUUAGAAGAAACGAUAAAACGAGUAUUCGAUCCAUCGCUGAAUUUGUUCCGCGUGACGAGUGAGGAGCGACUGUAUCCAUCGCCAACCUCCUGCCUACAGGAAAACCACCUUCAACUCUUCGAGUUCAUCGGCCGCAUGCUUGGGAAAGCUGUUUAUGAGGGCAUAGUGGUGGAUGUGCCGUUCGCGUCGUUUUUCCUGAGCCAGGUUCUGGGCCAGACGCAGCAAGCGCUCUAUAGCUGGAUUGACGAGCUGCCCUCACUUGACCGUGACCUCUACCGCAGCCUCACGUACAUCAAACACUUUCAGGGCGACAUUUCGACGUUAGAACUAACAUUUUCGGUCGAUGAAGAGAGAUUGGGCGAGAUAGUGACUCAUGAAUUGGUCCCGGGGGGAAAAGCUCUACCAGUCACUAACGAAAAUAAAAUUAAUUACAUUCAUUUGAUGGCACAUUUCCGGAUGCAUACGCAAAUCAAGGAUCAAACAAAUGCGUUUAUAAAAGGGUUUCGGACUAUUAUCAAUCCGGAGUGGUUGUCGCUGUUCUCCACGCCCGAGUUGCAACGGCUGAUCAGCGGCGACAACGUGCCGCUAGACCUGCGCGACCUGCGCCGCCACACGCAGUACUACGGCGGCUUCCACGACUCGCACCGCGUCGUGUGCUGGCUCUGGGACGUGCUGCAGCGCGACUUCAGCGAGCACGAGCGCGCCAUGUUCCUUAAGUUUGUAACAUCAUGUUCGAAACCACCAGUUCUCGGGUUCGCUCAUCUAAAACCUCCGUUCUCAAUACGCUGUGUCGAAGUUGGUGAUGACGAAGACACGGGCGAUACUAUAGGUAGUGUAAUCAGAGGGUUUUUCACAAUAAGGAAGAAGGAUCCGCUGAAUCGUCUCCCAACAUCGUCAACAUGUUUCAACCUCCUCAAACUGCCGAACUAUCAGAAACGCAGCACUCUACGCGAUAAGCUCCGGUAUGCGGUUAACAGCAACACAGGAUUCGAGCUCUCGUAGUCUCCCACUUCGAUAUUCAAUUUGGUUAGUAGAAAUUUUGAAUGUAAAGUACAGGGAUUUGAGAUUUUUUGCGACAUACAGGAUGUAAUCAGACUGUACGCGUACUUUGUAUUGCGUAUAUGAUAGAUCGCCUGUAAUGUUUCGGCAAUUCAUCGGAUUUUAAACUCUAUAGUACGGCUAAUAGGUACUACAUUGAAUUUUGUUUAUGCAAACCAUUUUUUUUUUACUCCUGCAUUAUCUAUAAUGACAUUUUGAGGUUUGAGUCGAUAUACGUGAUUGAUUUAUAUAUCCACAUAGAAUUUAUUAGUUUUGCUAUAUAAAAGGUCGUCAUAUUUUAGAAUAAAUUUAACACGUAUGCUGCAGUAGUAGGAUAUUCGUUAAAAGCCUUAUUUUUUAAUUUCCUUUUUUAUUUAGAUGUAGUAGUGAUGAUUAUACGUUGUCUAUGGUAAACACAGCUCUAUUAAAAGAUUUGAAAGAUAAUUUAUGGUAACGUCUGACUCUGACGUAGACGUCUCGUAGACGUUUGACGUCUGUACGAUGUGAUUUCAAUUCGAUUGCGUCAAAAGGGAAGUGAACUAGGUACCAUGAAUUAAAAUGAAACGUAACCCCCGAUGCAUACGCGUCAGACCGUUCGUAACUCGAUUAUAAUGCCAGCCUCCCUAGACAAAAGACUAACGAAUCUAUCACUAGAAAUGUUCUCGUCACUGCACGCACGAGAAAGGACAAGACUACAAACUGCUGUCUCUUUCUAUCUCAUGCGUACGCAUUUGUGUAUUUAAAAAUAUUUUCCAGGGAGCAUAUACCUCUCAUAAACGAUGAAUAUGAACUUUUAUAAAUGUUUGCGCAGAGUUGAAAGCUCCAUCUUAGAGUGGGCACGACCCACCCUGAACCCUCUUAAAUACGCUUAAGUGCCAGCGGUAGCGAAAACUUACCUAUCGAUCGAUUCUUCUUAGCACUGUCUUUUCAGUAUCGUUCACGUAAUGUAUUGGAACGUAACAAGCGAAGUUGUGUUUUUCAAUAUAUAUAUAUAUAUAUAGGGUACAUUGCUAGCAAUAGGACUGAUAGUCUGUAUUACUGACGUCCCCCCCACCCCUUCGAAUGGGUUGCAAUCUAGUUUGUGCGUCUGAAGAGGCUACACACACGACAUACCUCGAGGCACAUUUACCGGAUCCCCAGGUUCCCAUUUGUAGACGACUGGAGGUCUGAUGCGAUGGCCUGCCCUGUAAGUGUUGUAGGGCAGGUCUCAUAGGUUAGGGCGGGGCUUGCACUCCCCGCUCUACCGUCACAGGAGGCGAGCGGGCAUUUGCGCACACCUCCUGGAGAACUAUGAAUAAUAUAUAUGAAAAAUGAAUAUCGUUCGUGGUGAAACUUGUACAUACGAUUUAGUUUGUAGAUUAAUAUGGAACGUAAAUGUGGGGACCUACUGUAAACUCGAUAGUAUAUUAAACAUGUCUUGAGGAAAUAUUUUAAACAAAUGUUAAAUAAUAACAUGGAUUACGUCACUAAAAAUUGUAUUUUAUUUUUUUGUAGUAAAAACACAUAAUAAAUAUUUACUUUCACUGAGAACCGAUUUACGCUCCAUCACUUGCCAAAUAGAAGUUUUAUAUAUACGUAUUUUUUUUUUGUUUAGAAAAUGUAAAAUCAGAAGACUGUUUGUCAAAAGAAUCUAUUAACUUUUCUAACUAAUCGUUUUAAAGUUCCUUAUUUUUUCCUUUUAUUUUUCAUUAACAAAUAACCAGUUUUUAAGUAUGUACGAAAUGUAUCCGAACUGAAAUAUAUAUUAUUAAAUUUUUUUUUAGUGUAAAUAUUAGUCAUGAAUCAUGAUUCGUAAAUGUUAAGAAUUGUACUCAAUAUGUCAGCUAUGUUAUAUUUAUACAUAUUAUACUAGUGUGAGUGAUUUAGUGUUCAAAUAAGUACUUGAAUUAUAUUAUAAAACUAUCACAUUAAUUAUACUAUUAAUUUAAAACAAGUAUUUGGAUGUACAUGUCUAUUCCACAUUGUUCUAUGUUUAGUGUUAUACUAUGAAAAUUCACGUUUUCAAGUUUUAAUGCAAUAGUCGAAAUAGGUCGGCCAGUAACUUAGAUUUUUUUUUAUAAUAUAUAAAAAAAAUAACCUUUCAGAGAUUAUUAUAUAAUAUAUACCUACGUGGUUUAUGUUUUUGUUCUUUUAAAUAUUUAUUAUAGUAAUUGUAAUAUAUGGUCUAAAAUACCUACUUCUAAAAUAUAUAUAUUUUUUAUUGUUAAAGUUUUUAAGUGCAUAUUAUAUUGUUUUAUAUGUAAAAAUAAUGGAAUUGACUUGACUAGUUUGUUGAAUACUAUGGAUAGUCAUGGUAUGAUUAUGGAUUGUCGAAGUUAAUCGACUAUUUUCGAAAAAAAUGCUCGUAAGUCAAUCCGGUUAUUGUUACAAUUAAACCUUGGAAUUUUUUUUUUUUUUUUUGUUAAUAUCGAAACUACUCGCGCACUACUUUCCUAUCUAUCUAUCCAUUUAAGAGCUGCGCUCUUGUCGGUGGAGCUCUUGCCUUCUCUACUUUCCUAUAGUCUAACAUAAUAUAAUAGAAUUAAGAUUCUGUCAUAAUUGUCGAGCUACUUUACAAAGUCUCCCUCUGGUAAAUUUAUUAUUGUCAGUCAUUCUUUAAUAUUCCAUUAUAUGUGAUCAAUAAAUCGCCAUAUAGCAUACAAAUCAUCCGGUGCAAUGCGUUUUCAAAAUUGUACUACAUAUUGUAGAUAUUCGUAUAGUGCGCGAGGUCCAUUAAUUUAUUUAUAAAAUUAAUCCGUCAUCUUUAGUGAUAACUGGACGUUUGUAAAAUUAGAGAUCUCUCUGUAAAUAUGUAAUUAGUACGUAGGUGCGUUGCAUUAUUUAUUUGGUGUAUAAAACGAAAUUUUGCACGAUUCGAUUCAGUCCAACUUAAAAAUAGGUGUAUAAUAGACAAUAAUUAAUAUUCAUUUAUUUAUUUACCCGUUUAUGUACAGUGUGGACCUUUCCCCCCGUUAUUUUCUGAUGAUAGUGUUUCAUGGAAAUUGUGACUAGAUUAAAAAUUGUAGUUUUGUAACUUUAUUGCUUCUGUACUUUAUACGACUCAAGGGUAAAGUACUGAAAGAGAUUUAGAUGAAAGUAAUUUGAAUUUCUUAAAUCGAAUGUUAAUGCUUAAAUUAAUUUUUAUAUGGAGAAUUUUAUUUCAUGGCGUAGCUGCUAAUGGGAUGAAACUUUUUCUUUUAUGCAACUUAGAAUGGCAAACAAACUGACGGCUUACUUGAUGGAAAGUGGUGACCGUCGUCUAUAAGUAUGAGCAGUACAGAAACUACUAAUAUUAAUAAUGUGAAUGGUAUUGCUAUUAAAGUAUAUAGAUCAUGGUCGUAGCUAGGGAAGGGGGGGGGGCAUUGAGGGGCAAUGCCCUACCUUAAAAGAAAAUUAGACAGAUUCGUUUUUUCGAUGUCUUAUAAUUAUGGAUUCAACCCAACCAAAAAAUUCUUUUACCCUACCUUAAACAUGAGUCUAGCUACGGCCCUGACACAGAUAUAUAUGUUUAGUAUCACCGCUUUCAGACUUCCUACAGUAGUAAGGGUUUUUUUUUUAUAAAAACUAUGUAUUAUAUAAGGUAUGUUUGUAACCAUGCUCAUUAAAUAUGCAUAUGAAAAACACAUUGUUAUAUAAAUAUAAGGUGUAACGGAAUGAUUAUAAGAAAUUAAAACAUAAUGGUAGUAAUUAUGAAAAUGAGCAACUUUUCGCAAGGAACAUGGGUAAUAUGAAAAUAAAGUUUGCAUUUCUUAAACUUAAUCGGCGUAUCUCCACACCGACGCAGUCUCCCGUAGAAGCCAUUGUAGUGAUUUCAUCACGAUGGGUCUGUCCUGAUUAUAUCCUAGCCUGACAGGCUAGAAUAAAAUAGCCUCACCAGUAAUAAAGCAUUACUACAAGUGAAGUUGGCAGGCAGAGAGCAGUUAUCAAGAAUCCAGAGUUCAAGUCUGGUUAAUUUGAAAAUAGAUGGCGCUUUAUGCAAAUUUAUAUCUUAUCAUAAUCAUCAUCAUAUCAGCCGUUAACCGUCCAGUGAUGAUCAAAAGCCUCUUUCCAUAAGCUUAGCAGGCACAUUGGCAACCGUAGUUAAGGUUGGGUGAUGUAUUAGGAGAGACGCUGCUGCCCAUAUCUCGAAUAUUACGUUCCCCUAUACAGUUGUUUCUUACGACACCCACGGGAAAAUAAGAGAUUAUUUCUAGAGAGUUAUGUUUAGGACUAUUUAUUUAAAGGCGACAAUCCUGAAAUAAAUGUAUAUGUAAAAAACCGCAUCGCAAGUGAUAGGUACGCCAAAAUUUGUAGUUUUAAGUUUCCUGUAAUUAAGUGUCGAGGUAGAUCAGUCGGGUUACCAUUGAAAUAAAUUUCAAUUGAUCGAUAUUGUAAUUGAGACGUUUCGCACUCUCGAAUUGCAACACUAGCGACAUAAUGGUUUCAUACUAUUCGGAUAGAUGCAUAUUAAUGUAACUUACUAAUAUAAACUAUUGUGAACGGACCCAACAUUUAAUCUAAUUUCUAAUUGUGAUUUCAUGAGUGCAGUACAAAAUUGUCAUUGGCAAUAGAUUGGAUUAACGCCAUUUUCACAAAAAAAACUGGUGUCCAGUAUCUAUGUUGCUGGUAUUGUAACACCUUUUUUUUGGUUCCGCCUAUUCACAACUUUUAUCAGUUUCAAAUAAAAGGUUAACAGGAAGAAAUGCAUUUUAUGGGGUAAGUCCGCUAUUGUAAUAAUUAUUUUUCUAAGAACUCUGUAUCCUAUAACUUAAGAUUUUACUGCACCAUAAAAUGUUAUAAACAAACAAACUGGUAUGUUUCAACGAAUGACCGGGAUGAGAAGAAACAGUUGAGGGGAGUCUGCCCUGUCUUUUGAAUUUAGUAAAGAAUAUAUAGUAUACCAUUUGAAAAGAUGCCGAGUUUCAUAAAUACUACCGUUAGUAUAAAACAGUUUCCUUCGUAAUAACGAAUAAGUUACACCAAACCUAUAUUAAUGUAAAACUUUUGUGCAAAUUUGUUCUGGAUUGAAUUGUUUAUUUCAUCUUGCAAAUAUUUGUUUAGGUACUAAGUAAAUUUAUAAUUUGUUAUGAUUUUGUGCAAUUUCAUAGUGGAUUAUCCCGGUGUAGCUAAACACCUUUUGAAAUUUAUAUAAACAAACAUGGUAUUUUGUAGUAGUGUUUCGUUUUUAUUGAAUAUCUUAAUUAUUAAGUAUUUACUAAUAAUGUAUACACAUAAAUAUGAAUCAUUGUAAUUUUGUACUAGCCACGUAAAAUGUUGUAUAACACAAUGUGAUUCUCUGUGAUAAAUAAUUGAUAUUUAUUA
Messenger RNA from Galleria mellonella (greater wax moth), 8729 nucleotides. Its product is annotated as ubiquitin-protein ligase E3B. The coding region runs from base 147 to 3413 and encodes 1088 amino acids. Gene Ontology annotation, molecular function: protein binding; ubiquitin protein ligase activity. The transcript has 19 exons. NCBI's taxonomy places the organism in Eukaryota, Metazoa, Arthropoda, Insecta, Lepidoptera, Pyralidae. The record is from RefSeq and is a predicted model, not a curated record. Gene Ontology annotation, biological process: protein polyubiquitination; ubiquitin-dependent protein catabolic process.